This is a messenger RNA of Adineta steineri, 4587 nucleotides long. The record is from the annotation of a GenBank genome assembly. NCBI's taxonomy places the organism in Eukaryota, Metazoa, Rotifera, Eurotatoria, Adinetida, Adinetidae.
AUGAAUUCAUUAAUUCAAACUGAUAUGAUAUCGAAUAAUCCAAUACCUUGGAGAGCUGCUAUCGAGCGGUUGAAAUUUCAAAAGCGAUCUUGUACAACAUUCAUUCCAAAAGAAACAGAUAAAGAAUGUUGCGUUUGCAAUUAUAUUCAUCCGAAAAGUGACGUCCCACAUGCAAAUAAAGUAUGGAAUUGUAAAAUGCACACAAAACAAGAAGUUACUAAUUGUUAUGGAAUAUUACCUCAAUCAACUAGUCCUUAUUUACGAUGUGAUGUUGAAACAGACCUUGAACAACUUUAUUUCGUAUUGUUGGGUGUAUGGCAUAUGGCUAAUCCUGGUCUUAUUAUGCGAAUGAUAGGUGAUAUAGAUACAACGCCAAAUAUCAAAAUAGAGAAAGAACUUUUACAAAGUAUUUCUGAUGCUGCUGUUGCAUCUGAUGCAUGGAUUAUUACAAAUGGGUACAAAGAAGAGAGUAUUUCAGAAUUAGUUGGUGAAGUACUGUACAACUGUCAAAUGAAUAAUUCUCACAUAAACUUCAGCGCAAUUGCUGUUGGUAAAUGGGGCAAUAUUCAUAAUUGUCACAAACUUGAGGAGAGAAAUCAUAACACACCGUUAACAAUACAGAGAGGUCAUGGACGAUACAAGCUAGAAUUAAAUCAUACACAAUACAUAUUUUUCGAUGAUGGUACAUGUGAUUCAUUAGAUACAGGAGAAUUCGCCUCAAAUUUCGCUCGGCAAAUAUCACGUGGAGCAAGACGAAGAAUACCGCUGAUUACUGUUCUCAUCGGCGGUACUCCUCAUUCACUUUCGUCGAUAUACACUGAUUUGAAGAGAUUAGUUCCAGUCGUAAUUGUUAAAGGAUGUGGACCAUUGGCUGAUACAUUAUAUAAAUACUUGAAGUUAACCGAAGGUUCAUAUAAAUCAUCAAAAAGUGAUGAUCAAGAUGAAACAUUUAAUGAUUCUGAAGGUGAUUUGGGUAUAGCAACAAUUAAUGAAACAUUUUCAGAAGGUGAUGAUGAAACUGACGUUGCAUCGACUAAGAAAACAUUAAAAGAAAUGUUGCGUUCACUUGGUAAAUUUCGUCUCGAUUUUGUUAAUGAUGUACGAAAACUUUAUCAUAUUGUGCGACAACAAAAUUAUGAAACUCAAGAUUGCGAAAUUGAGACGCAACAGCAAUAUCCAAGUAUUACACGAAAAGACAUGAAUAUCGAUCUUUGGGUCAAUAUGGAUGUGUCUCCGCCUGAUCAGGACGUUCAUAUAAUUCCAAUGGAUACUCUUUUGCAACGUUUUCAUACAAAUCAACGUACUGGCUUAUCCAAUGCGUUUGUGCUUGAUGCUAGAACACACUAUGGCAGCAAUAGAAUCACACCACCUCAGCCACUAAGUUAUUUUUGGCUACUAUUCAGGCAAUUAUUUAUGGGUUUUAAUUCAAUUCUUUGGCUUGCCGGUGUUCUUGCUAUUAUUGCUUACGAGCCACUUGGUGAACCAAAUCCAUUGAUUACGAAUUUAGGUCUUGGUGUUGUACUGCUUUUGGUUAUUAUUUGCAAUGCCGUUCUUAAUGUUUAUCAAAAAAUGAAAUCGAUUAAGAUUGUAGCAUCUUUUUCAAAAUUAUUGCCAACAGUUGCUGCUGUUCGACGUAAUGGUAUAGAACAGCAGAUUGCUAUUGAUGAAAUUGUUCCAGGUGAUAUUAUUUUAAUACGGAUGGGUGAUAAAUUACCGGCUGAUUGUCGAUUUUUAACUUGUGAUGAACUUAAAAUUAAUGUAUCGGAAUUGACCGGAGAAUCGAAACUUAUUGCCAAUGCAGUUCAAUGUACUAAUCAAAAUUUCAUGGAAUCAACCAACAUCGGAUUUUAUUCUUCAUUAGUCGAACAAGGUACAGGUGAAGCAGUGGUGAUUGCUACUGGCGACAAUACCGUUUUGGGUAAAAUGUCACGAAUGACACAAAGUAAUUCCAACGAUGAAAUCACUGGUCUCCAUCGUGAAGUUAAUCGUUUUGUUUUGUUCGUUGUUUCGUCUGCUAUCAUUUGUAUUAUCAUUUUAUGGAUCACUUGGGCAGUAUGGCUCAGAUAUAGUCAUCCGACUUUUGUUACUUUCAAUGAUAAUAUUCUAAAUUCUAUUGGUAUGAUUGUUGGUUUCUUACCUCUGGGUUUACCAUCGGCUGUAACUCUUGCACUAACAAUAGUCGCAAAGAAAUUAUAUCAACAACGUGUAUUGGGGAAAAGUUUACAAAUUGUCGAGAAAUUCAAUUCUGUCUCAGUAAUUGCGACUGAUAAAACUGGUACAUUGACUGAGAAUAAAAUGCAAGUAAUAAAUAUUCUUUGGGAUACAGAUGGUGAGUAUAAAAUAAUCGAAAAUGAAGAAAAAGUGACAACCCUACAAACAAUUCAUCAUCUAUCCGUCGACGCUCUUAAUAUUACUCAUCGUGCAAAGACAAGAGUAGCUCCAGUCGUAGAAAAAUCAUUUAACAAUUCUGAUAACAAGUUGAAUCAAGCAAAUAAAGUAAAAAUUGAAGUAUUUCAUGAUUUACUUCUGGGUGCUGCAUUGUGUAAUGAUGCAGAAAAAUAUCUUGUGCAAGAUGAUCAAGUUACAUCAAAUAUGAAUUCAGAAUUACGUCUUGUUGGUGAUGCCGUCGAUAUAGCUCUCUACAAUCUUUGUGUCUAUCAAUUUCAUAUGGAAAUUAAUGAAAUACGUUGUUUAAAUUCACGUUUAAAAAUAUUACCUUUCAAUUCAUCGAAUAAAGUUAUGAUUUCAGCUAAUCGUCUUGAAUCAUAUGAUCCAUCUACAAUUUUAAUUACAAUGAAAGGUGCACCCGAAAUUGUCCUUCAACGUUGUUCAUCAUAUAAGACUAAUGCAGGUCAAAUUUUGCCAUUAACAAUUGAAAUUAAAGAGAAAAUUUUCAAUCGAUUAGAAAUGUUAGGUAGAAAUGGUUAUCGUAUUAUUGCCAUGUGUCAACAAAAGUUGACACAGAUACAGUAUGAUGAAAGACUUCAAUACUAUGAAGCAAAACAACGUUUCAGAACUAACAAAGAUGAAGAUCUGAAUGGUUUUCCAACAACUAAUUAUUGUUUUAUUGGUCUUUUCUCAUUAUUUGAUCCACCUCGAGUUGAUGUAGCUGAUUCUAUACUUAAAAUUCGUCGAGCACAUAUUCGUUUGGCUAUGAUUACUGGUGAUCAUCCUACUACGGCAAAAGCUAUUGCUAAACAAGUAAAUAUUUUCUCAUCAGAAAUUUCAAAAAGAAAUGGUAUCGAUACAUUUAAAAUUGAAACAAAUGAAAGAGAUAAAUCAAUUUUUCGAUUAUAUCGUGAUGAAACACUAUUACAAGAACAUACAACCAGUACAGUAACACCAUUUAGUCCUGGAAGUAAAACGACUAGUGCAAUGGUAAAGCAAAUUAGUCAAAAUGAUUUUGUGAAGGAACCACCAUGGUAUAAACAAUGUUAUUCGUCAUGUAAAAAUCAAUUUAGUGAAUCAAAAUCGAUUUUUGACGAAGAAACAGAAAAAGAAAAGGUUCCCUAUGCAAUUGUAGUUACUGGAUCUCAAAUUGAUUUUAUGGAUGAUUUUAUGUGGAAUUGGGUAUUAUCUCAUCAAGAAUUAAUUUUUGCUCGAACAUCACCCGAACAAAAAUUACGUAUUAUAAUGGAAUUUCAACGACGUGGAGAAAUAGUAGCAGUUAUUGGUGAUGGAACUAAUGAUGCUCCAUCAUUGAAAUGUGCUGAUGUUGGUAUUGCCAUGCAAUCUGGCGCAAAUGUAUCAAAAGAAGCUUGUGAUAUGAUUCUACUUGAUAAUAAAUUUUCGUCGAUUAUUCCAGCCAUUGAAAUAGGUCUUCUGUUAAGUGAUAAUUUAAAAAAAGUUAUUAUCUAUUUAUUACCUGGAGGUUCUUGGACACAAAUUUGGCCAGUCAUAUUUAAUAUCUGGCUUGGCAUACCAUUACCUCUUUCAGCAUUUUUAGCUAUAGUUUUCUGUAUGCUAAAUGAUAUAUUUAUCUCACUUGCUAUGGUAGCAGAAAAAGCUGAAACUGACAUUAUGUCUCGACCACCAUCGAUUCGGAAAAAUAAUCAUUUAGUUGAUUUAAAAUUACUUGUUCAUGCUUAUCUAUUUGUGGGUAAUAUUGAAUGUUUUACUGCAUUUUUUUGUUAUUGUUACUAUUGGAUUGAUAUGGGCGUACCAUUCUAUUCAUUUAUGUUUACUUAUGAAAAUUUUGGUAUCAAUCCAUCUAUUGCGUAUAGUUCGAAUGAAUUGAAAAAAAUGAUUAAUGUAUCACAAUCGGUUUAUUAUUCUUCAAUGUGUGUAUUUCAAAUUUUUAAUUUCUUUGCUACACGAACACGAUAUGCAUCAAUUUUUCAACACAAUCCUAUUUGGGGUAAAAGUCGAAAUUUGUAUGGUCUGGGUGCCAUUGUUAUUUCCGUAAGUAUUCAAUUGAUUCUUACACAAGUUACUUGGAUCAAUCAAAUCUUCGAUACAAAUCCUGUACCUGUGAAAUAUAUAAUGCCAGCACUUGGAUUCGGCAUAUUUUGGUUACUUAUUGAUGAACUUCGAAAACUAUACAUUCGUACAUUUCCUCGUAGCAUUGCUGCAAAAAUUGCAUGGUAG